AACUCUUUGGACAGCAUGGCCAGUGCAAAGGUGGCAGUAGUCACAGGGGGCAAUAAAGGCAUCGGACUGGCCAUAGUGAAAGCCCUCUGCAAACAGUUCAAGGGAGACGUGUACCUGACAGCCAGGGACCCCAAGUUGGGAGAAGAAGCAGUCCGGGCCCUGAAGGAGCAGGAAGGGCUGUCCCCCCACUUCCACCAGCUGGAUAUCAAUGACCUGCAGAGCAUUAGGACCCUGGGGAGUUUCUUAAAGGAGAAGUACGGGGGGAUCGAUGUGCUCAUUAACAACGCUGGCGUUGCUUUUAAAGUUGACGACACCACCCCAAUUGGCACCCAGGCCGAGGUGACUCUGAAAACCAACUUCUUCGCCACCAGAGACGUCUGCAAUGAGCUCCUCCCACUGAUUAAGCCCCAUGGUCGGGUGGUUAAUGUGUCCAGCAUUGCGAGUUACAUGGCCCUCGGGCGCUGUAGCCCAGAACUGCAGAAGGUGUUCCGCAGCGACACCAUCACAGAGGAGGAGUUGGUGACCCUCAUGGAGAAGUUUGUAGAAGAUGCCAAGAAGGGAGCCCUUCAGGAACAAGGGUGGCCGGACACACCUUAUGGGGUGUCCAAAAUCGGGGUGACUGUACUGUCCCGAAUCCAAGCCAGGGAGCUGAAUGAGAAGAGGAAAGAUGAUGGGAUUCUGCUCAACGCCUGCUGCCCGGGGUGGGUGAGGACUGACAUGGCUGGGUCCAAAGCCCCCAAAACCCCAGAUGAAGGUGCAGAGACCCCUGUGUAUUUAGCUCUCCUGCCCAACAAUGCACAUUCUCCCCAUGGGGAGUUGGUGAGUGAUAAAAAAGUUGUGCCGUGGGAAGAAAGUUGUGCCGUGGUAAAUUGGUAAAGUCCCCCCACUCCGGCUGCUCAUUCCUAACCUGUAUGUUCUUAUUAAAAAACCUGCCUUAAGUACCCAAGACCAUAUAUCCCUCUAUCUGCCAAAAAUGUUCUCUUAUUUUAUUUUCAUUAGAAAUAAAAACAUAAUUUACUAAA
Xenopus tropicalis (tropical clawed frog) is the source of this 1022-nucleotide messenger RNA. RefSeq names its product carbonyl reductase 1, gene 2 (gene cbr1.2). Gene Ontology annotation, molecular function: oxidoreductase activity, acting on the CH-OH group of donors, NAD or NADP as acceptor; carbonyl reductase (NADPH) activity. The coding region runs from base 16 to 876 and encodes 286 amino acids. Gene Ontology annotation, cellular component: cytoplasm. The record is from RefSeq and is a predicted model, not a curated record. The transcript is spliced from 3 exons. NCBI's taxonomy places the organism in Eukaryota, Metazoa, Chordata, Amphibia, Anura, Pipidae.